Molecule: messenger RNA, 373 nt
Organism: Acanthoscelides obtectus
Lineage: Eukaryota; Metazoa; Arthropoda; Insecta; Coleoptera; Chrysomelidae
Source: the annotation of a GenBank genome assembly
UGCGGCUUGUGUACACUAGUGUCUUAAGAUACUCCUACAAAAGGACAUCUGAACUGUUGAGGUCUGGGGACCUUGGUGGCCAUUCUUGGAGCCCACCGCGGCCAAUCCAACGAUUUGGAUAAACAGUUUCAUCAUGCAUGUACCAAAUAUUGUUUCUUAUUACGAACGGAACAUCAUCAAGCAGCAAAGGCAACUGUUGUUGAAGAAAAUUGAGAUAAAGUGGACCUCCGGUAAUCCGACAAACAUUAUGCAGGGCAUGUGUCGGACUAUCGAAUUUGUCGGAUUAUAGAGCACUGCCUAAGACCACCUGUAGUCCGGAAUUUUUUACAAAAGAGUACCUUGUAAUCCGACAAAUUACAUAUCCAAUGGUAAG